Molecule: messenger RNA, 609 nt
Organism: Saccharomyces kudriavzevii IFO 1802
Lineage: Eukaryota; Fungi; Ascomycota; Saccharomycetes; Saccharomycetales; Saccharomycetaceae
Gene: SRL1
Product: Srl1p
Exons: 1
Coding region: 1-609 (202 amino acids)
Source: RefSeq, a predicted model, not a curated record
AUGCUACAAGCCGCCACUUUUUUCGCUCUUCUCUUCUUGGCAAGUUCUGUUUCGGCUAUUUACUCAAACAAAACUGCCUCCACCACCACUACUUUAGCGCCCAGCUACUCCUUGGAGUCCCACGAAACCACUGUGUCGUACGCUGACGACAUCACCACUUUUUUCGUCACUUCCACGGUCUAUUCCACGCACUGGUUCGCUCCGACUUCUGCCACCAUCACCAGUGCAGUCUCCUCUGGAUCGGCAGCGCCUAAGUCAUCCCACGAAAUCACUUCUACUUCGACCAUCACGUCCACCUUGCUGCUAACCCUUCCUGACACAACCACCCUGUCACCGUCAUCUACUGCAGCCAGUAUCGCUGAAAACGGUUCGAACAACAAAGAUGCGAAGGUCAGAUCUUUAGAUCAGGCUUCAACCUCUAACGGUUGCGUCCCCAUCACCAAGUUUGUCACCGUUACAAAUGAGCCCGUUACCCAGUACGUUACAGUCACUCCAAAUACGACUACUCAAUACGUUACUGUCACGGGCGCUCCCUCGGUCACCACAGGCUCGACAGGUAACGUACAAUGGUUCAACACUACUUCAAUUACUAAUUCCACCCGUUGGUAA